Perca flavescens (yellow perch) is the source of this 4374-nucleotide messenger RNA. RefSeq names its product rap1 GTPase-activating protein 1. Gene Ontology annotation, molecular function: GTPase activator activity. Gene Ontology annotation, biological process: regulation of small GTPase mediated signal transduction. Gene Ontology annotation, cellular component: cytoplasm. The record is from RefSeq and is a predicted model, not a curated record. The transcript has 23 exons. The coding region runs from base 486 to 2771 and encodes 761 amino acids. Lineage: Eukaryota; Metazoa; Chordata; Actinopteri; Perciformes; Percidae.
GUGGGCGUGGAGAAGAGGAAGGACAAAGGGAGUGAGUGGAUAAGAUGACAUGACAGGAAGAGAAAAAAGAGAGCAGUGUGAUGUCUGCAAAACAAAAUACAUUUAGAGUUCAGCAGAGUCACACCAGCUUUGUUGCUUUGUCAGAGUCAUGCGCUUCUUUAAAGCAAGGAGGAAUUCAACUAACACUGCUGAAUGAAUUUGGAGGAUCCUUCCCACCGCGUUAACAGAACUUGAAUUAUAUUGCAUCAUCAUCAGUGCUCAUACCUAGCAGGCAAAAACGAUUUCUAGCAACACAACCUUGGGUGAAAGGAUUCUUCACUCUGUUAAGCCUAAGGACAAAAGUUAGAUUUAAAAAGAAAAAUAACUGGGACAGCCAGAGUCAAAAUCUUCCUCCAGGUACUGUAUUUUGAACAGGAUUUGACUGCAAAUUAGAACAGUGAGCUCAAUCCUCUCACAGCAAAACUGUAACAGGACAACCCAGCAAAAUGCCGUGCUCACCUUUCCGAAUUGGAAGGCCAAGAAAAUUCUGGAAACAAGAUGGGAGUGACCCUCGGAUUUCUGCAACACUAGAGCCCCAGCUGUUCCAGCCUACACUCCCAUACACGUCCCCAUUCCACAAGACUCCAGAUUUAUUUGCAAUGAUUGAAAAGAUACAGGGCAAAAGGAUGGAUGAGCAGAGGUGCACCUUUCCUCCCCCACUCAAGACAGAGGAGGACUACAUUCCAUACCCAAGUGUCCAUGAGGUGUUGGGCAGAAAAAGCCCCUUUCCUCUCAUCCUCCUCCCGCAGUUUGGGGGUUACUGGAUCGAGGGGACUAACCAUGAGAUGAGUGACACAGUGGAAACAGAACAGCCGCAGCCUCAGUCUCCGAACACCCGCACCAAGCUGGAAUGUAACACAACAGCUACGAUCUUCCGGAAACACUUCCUGGGAAAGGAACACUUUAAUUACUAUUCAGUGGACAGCGCCCUUGGACAUCUGGUGUUUUCUCUAAAGUACGAUGUGAUUGGUGACCAGGAACAUCUCCGUCUGAUGCUCAGGACCAAGCUGAAAACCUACCAUGACGUGAUCCCCAUUUCCUGUCUGACAGAGUUUCCCAAUGUGGUCCAAAUGGCCAAGCUCGUCUGUGAAGAGGUCAAUGUGGACCGCUUUUUUCCUGUCCUUUAUCCAAAAGCUUCAAGACUUAUUGUCACUUUCGAUGAACAUGUGAUAAGCAACAAUUUCAAGUUUGGGGUCAUUUAUCAAAAGUUUGGACAGACUUCAGAGGAAGAGCUGUUUGGCAACAGUGAAGAGAGUCCUGCCUUUGUAGAAUUCCUGGAGUUUCUAGGAGAGAAAAUUGAGCUGCACAACUUUAAAGGUUUCCGCGGAGGGUUAGACGUGACUCACGGGCAGACUGGCGUUGAAUCUGUCUACUGCAACUACCGUAACAAAGAGGUCAUGUUCCACGUGUCCACAAAGCUGCCUUACACAGAUGGGGACACCCAGCAGUUGCAGAGAAAGAGGCACAUAGGGAACGACAUUGUGGCCAUCUUAUUCCAAGAGGAAAACACUCCCUUUGUACCGGACAUGAUCGCCUCCAACUUUCUCCAUGCCUACAUUGUGGUCCAAGUGGUCAACCCCUGCUCUGACAAUGUUCUCUACAAGGUGUCGGUGACAGCACGGGAUGAUGUACCUUUCUUUGGCCCGGCCCUCCCAAACCCUGCUGUCUUUAAAAAAAGCCCUGAAUUUCAUGAAUUCCUAUUUACGAAGCUCAUCAAUGCAGAGUAUGCCUGCUGCAAAGCUGAGAAAUUUUCCAAAUUAGAGGAACGAACGAGGUCGGCCUUGCUAGAGACCCUUUAUGAGGAGCUCCAUGUGAACAGUCAGGCCAUGAUGGGCGUCGGAGGAGACGACGAAAAGCUGGAAAAUGGGAGUGCAGGAGGAGGGGGCUUCUUUGAGUCCUUCAAGCGGGUGAUCCGCAGCAGGAGCCAGUCUAUGGAUGCCACGGGUCUUACUUUCAAGAAGCCGCACACAUUCUCCACUAGCUUCAACAGCAACUUUGACCAAGAGCCCGCAGAGAGCCCCAAAUUCCCAGGGAUAUCUUUGAUUGUCCCAGGGAAAAGCCCUACCAGGAAAAAGUCUGGUCCUUUCAGCUCCAGGCGAAGCAGUGCCAUCGGUAUUGAAAACAUCCAAGAAGUCCAUGAGAAGAGUCGAGAGAGCUCCCCAAAUACCCAGAAGACCCCUGACAGCGGUCACGUGUCUCAAGACCCCAAAUCUGACAACUCGUCCAAUCAGAGCUCCCCCGAGGCACUUACAACCACCAAGAACAAUUCUUAUCUCGGUGGCAGGGCCCCGUCCAUCCCCGAGGGUCAUGACCUCUCCCGCUCCUCCUCCAACGCUAGUAGCUUCGCCAGUGUGGUGGAGGAGAACGAGACAGAGGCCACAGAGGACUAUGACACAGGCAUGGAGAGUCUGUCGUCUGCCGGGACACCACACAAGCGAGACUCCUUCAACUACAACACCUGGCUAGAGGACAACAUCAGCAGCACCUGUACGUGCAGUCAUGGUAGCUCCCCAGGUGAGACAGGGCCUGGGAAACCUGAACGAGGGAAGGGGACGGAUGUCCGUAUCAAAUUGGAACGACCACACGACCAUCAGUCCUCAUCGCAUCCCCAUAAGUCACAAUCCCACUGGGAGGUGAGACAAGUGCAGGCGUUCGCCAUGACCAAUGAUGAGGAGGACGAAGAUGAGGAAGAUGAGGAAGAUGAGGAAGAUGAGGAAGAUGAGGAAGAAUAGAAAAAGCAGGUGGAGCUUGGCCAGUCUGCUGCAGAGUGAGGGCCAGAGGGCAGCAUAUCCAGAAACCUGGAGGACAAUGGGGAGGAUGACGCACAAAGAGGGGCCAGCUUUUGCACAGUGUUGUUGCCUUCCACUCUUUUCUUUGCCUGUUCUGUUGCCUACAUGUAGUUGUAUGUUUUUCUUUCCCACACCUUUUGUUUCAAAAGCGCACAUUUUCUAUCUACAAAUUCCAUGGUUUUAUUUGUAAAAGAUAUCACUGUGUUUUAGUUUGUCUUGUUGAAGCCCAGGUUUGCUGGCCAUACAGGGUAAAGACAGUGCCAUUGAGCUCUUUGUAGAGAUUCUGAGAAGGACUUCCGCUGAAACAUAGAGAAGAUAAUUGCCUGGAUGGUUUCACGAAAUCAACAAAGGUUUCGGCUCAAUAAAGAUCUCUAAUGUAUACAUAAUAUAAAAUAUUCAACAUCAAAGUUGGGUACAUUCUAACAGAACAUCUAAUGGGAUAUAGAAUUCUUCUUUUGCAUGCUGUUGACUGUGAUUAUUUUCUGCGUAAAAUAUGAAAAAUAGGACUGUAUAACUGCAGCAAAACAAUUGUACUCUUUCCUUUAUGACCCAAAUCUCAACAAGAUUAGAUUUCAAACUUGACACUACAGGUCACAGUGAAAAGACCAAUGCAUCAUAGAUAACAUCGCCUUAUAACUUAAACAUGCAAUUUCUUUGUCCCUCAUUUUACCUCACUUGUUUGACUGUGUGUUCUGCAGCCAAUAAUGGGAUUGCACUAUGAGAUUAACUGUAAAACUAAUAUAUAUAUAUAUAUAUAUUCAGAAUAAUUUUUCAUUUUCGUUUCUUUAAAAAUGGUGUUGCAAUCCAGUUCUAUUUCAGCACUGUCUGUAUCGGUAAUAUAGCUAAUGAAUGGAUAUAUCCAUCAGUUACUGAUCUAUCUGCUUUGUCCAUCUUGUUUGUUGGCUUCAUUAUGUUCACCAUUUUUUCUCUGUAAUAUAUGUCUUUAUUUAUUGAUUUGGUUCCUGUUGAAGUGGCAUUUAUAGCAUACAUCUGUUAUCCAUGGUGACUACAUUCAGCAUCCUGCCAUAUGCUUAUACUGUACGUGUUGCUUUGGAGUAAAUUAUAAUGUUGUCAUCUGUAAAGCUCGGUCUAUUUCAAGGGCCACAUAUCUCUCAAUGCAGUCUGUUUGCAAUGCAAUUAUAAUAAAACAGUGGAUAUUUAUUUGCUUUUAAUGUGAGAAAAUAACUCUAAAUACAACUACUGAUUUUGUAAAUACCUAUUAAGUUGGAGGAAGUGUAUAAUGUAUAGGCCAUUGAUUUAAAAUGGGAUUGACCAAUACCUUAAAAUUACUGCCAAGUUGACAAUUUAUUGUUUUAUUUCUUGUACCUUUACUUUUAAAUAUUAUUUUAAGAGAGUUUUGUAGGAGAGAAAUAUUUUAGGCUAUUCAGACUAUACUGUAAAAGGGAAAUCUCACAGUACAGCCUGCUGAUCAUUUCAGUUGCCUUAUCAUCACAAACUGAUGGUGUAAGUACAUAUAGUGAAGCAAAUGGUUAACAGCCAGCAAGAUUUACAAUGAAAUUGAUGUUUUGUUGUUGUUAUUUUUAUU